This is a messenger RNA of Equus quagga, 978 nucleotides long. Its product is annotated as olfactory receptor 10AC1-like. Bases 1 to 978 code for a protein of 325 amino acids. The transcript has a single exon. Gene Ontology annotation, cellular component: membrane. Gene Ontology annotation, biological process: G protein-coupled receptor signaling pathway. The record is from RefSeq and is a predicted model, not a curated record. Gene Ontology annotation, molecular function: G protein-coupled receptor activity; olfactory receptor activity. Lineage: Eukaryota; Metazoa; Chordata; Mammalia; Perissodactyla; Equidae.
AUGGCCAGCCCCGGCAAUGCCACCAUGUCGUGCGGCUUUCUCCUUCAGGGCUUCUCUGAGUUCCCGCACUUGAGGCCCGCGCUUUUCCUGCUGCUGCUGACGGUGCACCUGGCCACCCUGGGCGGAAACCUACUCAUCCUGGUGGCCGUGGCUUCGGUGCCCAGCCGGCCGCCCAUGCUGCUCUUCCUGUGCCAGCUGUCAGCUAUCGAGCUCUGCUACACGCUGGUAGUGGUGCCUCGCUCUCUGGCCGACCUGGCCGCGCCGGGCUUUGGCAAGGGCAGCCCCAUCUCCUUCCUGGGCUGCGCGGCUCAGAUGCAGAUGUUCGUGGCGCUGGGCGGGGCCGAGUGCUUCCUGCUGGCCGCCAUGGCCUAUGACCGCUACGUGGCUAUCUGCCACCCCCUGCGCUACGCGGCCGUGGUGACCCCAGGGUUGUGCGCGCGACUGGCCCUGGCCUGCUGCCUCGGGGGACUGGCAGUAUCCGUGGGGCUCACGGUGGCGGUGUUCCACCUGCCUUUCUGCGGCUCCCGCCUGCUGGUGCAUUUCUUCUGCGACAUCACGGCGCUGCUGCACCUAGCCUGCACGCAGAGCUAUGCCGACGAGCUGCCUCUGCUGGGCACCUGCCUGGUGCUGCUGCUGCUGCCCGCGGUACUCAUCCUGGCCUCCUACGGCGCGAUCGCUGCCGCCCUGCGCCGCCUGCGCUCCCCCCAGGGCCGGCGCAAGGCCGCCUCCACCUGCGCCUCGCACCUGACAGUCACCUUCCUGCACUAUGGCUGCGCCACCUUCAUGUACGUGCGGCCCAAGGCCAGCUACUCCCCGCGGCGAGACCGCACUCUGGCGCUGGUCUACACCAACAUCACGCCGCUGCUCUACCCUCUCAUCUACAGCCUGCGCAACCGAGAAAUCACCGCCGCCAUCCGCAGGGUGCUCGGGCGGUGGCGGGGGCGCGCGGAGGCCUGGGUCAGGGUGUGUGAGCCCUGA